GAUUCAGCUGAGCCCUCAGCCAAUCAGAGCGCCCGCCUCUGCUCCUUCAGCAUCCUGGCUCUGUGAUUGGCUGCUGGGAGCGGUGCUGCAGACACAGCAGGCUGAAGAAGAGGAGGACAGAUGUUCUUCAUCCCUCUCUCUGGGUUUAUUUAACGCCAUGGACCUGCAGCCCACCCGCGGCCGCUGCUUGCCCCGCGGCAUCAUGGGAGCUGGAGUCCCGUGGGGCCACGGCUGAUCAGCUGAGGAUUCUUCCUGUCCGACACGGAGCAACGAUGGGCUGCAGGCUGAGCCGCAAGGGUAAAACUCACGAACCGCCCCGCCACCGGCGCCGGGAGGAGCUGCACUUUGUGGACGAGUAUGGCCAGCCAAUCACAGUGCAGGUAGACAGCAAAAGGGGGCGUGGUCACAGGAGGCGGCGGUCCCACUGCGCCGUCGAGUGCAGCGUCCCAUCAGAGAGGCACUGGGAGGCCCUGAGGGCCAUGGGCCUGGUGGAGGGGGACGAGGGCCAGGCGGACAUCUACGGCGCCGGGAGCUACUACAGUCACAUGACUGUGACAACUGACCCAUACCCGGCCAACAGCCACAUGAUGAUGUCACCUGAUGUCUAUCCACCCAAUGGCUACCUCCCCACAGCAUCAAAUGAUCAACACCUCGGUAACAACUACCUGCCCAGCGUCUCCUACAGCUUGGACCACCUGGACAGACUGGACUACCAGGGUCCGGAGAUGUUGCCCUACCAGCCGAACUCAGAGAGCUGUCUGAUUGGCUGCUAUAGCUCAGAAGAAGGGAAGCCGAAGAGUUUCCCCAGACAGUCUGACUACCGACCUCCUUGGAGGCCUGACCGCCCUCUCAGCUACCUGCCCCUCAGCGAGCUUGACAGCGGGUUGGGAUGUGGACCCGACAGCCCGCACCACAGGGUAGCGCUCUCAGAAGCUGAGACAGAUGCCAUGUCAUCACUACCAGGCCACACCCCUUCCUCUCAAGGCUCCUCCUCAUCCUCGGAAUCCCUGAUCUCGUCCGAACCCAGCGACUCCGGCUUCCACAGCGUCAGCACCGGCGAGCACAGACGGCUACACAAGAUUCCUAGCAGCCACACUCACCGGCAGGCUCACCACUUCCGCUCAGGCCUUUCUCCUCGAGAGCAGAGAGGACGCUGGGAUUUGGAGUCCAUCCCUGAGACGACGCCAAUGACCCACUCUGGACCAGCACAGGCGUCCCGGUGCUCAGUGGGAAACAGCACGACCACAAUGGUUCACUUCCACAGAGCGGAGAGAAGUCCCACGUUACCUCGCCACCAUUCCCCCCCAUCGCCCUCCAUCGGUAGUCGCACCGAGCCCUGCCAGCGGAGGGCACUGUGGUUGGAGCAGCAACAGCAGGGUGGAGGCAGAAAGAUGGAGGCUCCAGGGAGGAGUCGAACAAUAACAGACUUGAGUGAAGGACAGCGGCGCCGCAGGGCAAGUCAUCCCAACAUGACAGACCCAAACGCCCUUAGAAACACUCACCAGAACAGCCAUCCGAGUCCGAGCAGUAGCACGAUGGGACCGAGGAGCAGGGCCAGUUAUCCCAGUAACUGUCACCCAACUGGUCAGGUCAGCCUAGACAGAGUCAGUCUGCUUAAUCAUCAAAGCUCAAACCGGAGCAGAGAGGAGGACUCCCUCUCCAAGAGUCCUGGAUCUGCCUCUAGUGGAGUCAGUGGAGUCUCAGACUGGAGAGCAUUUCAGACUCUUGGAAGUCACAUGGAAAAACCCAAAAGUUCCUGUGGUCCCUUUUACAGCACACUGGGGGCUCCAGAGCGAAGCCCACGAUCUCCUACGUCUCCCCGCUCCAGGCUAUCCAAUCAGAAGUCAGUUAGAAAUCAGCUGCUCAGAGCCCGAGCUUACCGAUUGGCCAGGGAGCGCAGUGAGGUCACAACAGACGAAGAAAUGCGGGGAGACGGGUCAAGAGGAGGCGAGGAUGAAUGGGAGGAUGGUCGGUGGGCGGGGAGAUACUGGAGUCGAACGGAGAGGAGACGACACAUGGCGUUGUCACGGCAACACCGAGAGAGGAGGGGAGGAGUGGAGGAGCAUUUGGGUGGAUGCCAGGGGGCAGCGGCGUCUCAGACGGUGCUGGAGCUUAGCCACCUGAAGCAGAACCGGCUGAGGAACAGCAAGCUGCUUGAUGAUUGGACGACAGUGGAGGAGCUGCUGACGCACGGGACGCGGGUGGAGAGUGACAGUCAGCUGUGUCCCAGUCCGCUGCUGUCAGUCACCACCGUCUGAUCCUAACACAGGCACUUCCUGUUAGCUCAGAGCGAAACCUCACUAAGGUCCAGAUUCAUGAAGGGUUCAGCUAAUGUGCUCCAGAACAUUGAUCCAGGCUGAUCCAGUCUAAACCCUCCAGCUUGGUAGGUCUGAACUUAUAAAAGCUAAUCUAGAAGUUAAUUAGCCAAAAAUCAUUAUUUACAACCAAAUCUGUCAGAGAAUGCCAUUCCAAAGAACCACUUUCUAGUUGUCAACACAAAGUUUUACCUGGUUGACAUCCGUCCCCUAAAAGCCUUGCUCAACUCAGAACAUCUUUCUGAGCAGCUAUCUGCUAGGUGUUAAGCCCAAAUGUUUACCGGUGUUCACCGAUAGCUGGUCAGACUUUAUGCAUCUGGUCUCUGGGGGUCUACAGGAAGAUGAUCCUGAGCAAUAACUUCCACAUUUCAGGAAAAACUGCCUUCCAACUGCAACUUUUUUGAGUCUGGAUCUCAGUGAUGUCAGAACUGAAGGGCACACUGUUGCAACCGUGGAUCAGAACCUGGAGGUCUGACCUUAAGUUCAGACCUGAAAUACUCAAAGCUACAACUGGAAUCAAUGGAAAAGAUGAGGAAAAAUGUGUCAGCAGUUCUUCAGAACAACCCAAGUUGAGUUUAAACAAACAGCAACAUCUGAGAGCGGCAGUAGAAACCAGCUAGUUUGCAUGAGUCAAAGGCCGCUGAAGAGAUUCACAACUCUGUUGAGAAUCUUUGCACAGCAGACCAUCUGUGACUCUCAUCAAAUAUCACAUGAGUGGUAUUUCCUCGUGAAAAGUGACUCCAUCUCACCUUUGGGUAAACUGGCUCAGCUCGUGUUUGUGCCAUAAAUAUCAGAGUUGACGCUAAAACAUCUCCCACAUUGCAGGACUGCUGGGAGUCUGAUUGCACCUUGGAGGACUUCUGCACCUUUCUCAUCAAAUAGCCUCCACAUCUUCUGAGAGGCUGAUUCACCACAGAGUUUUAAAUCAUCACUGUUGCUGGUUUAUUUCUGACUUUUCUGUUUUCAGGUUCUUCUCUCUCAAACAGAGCAGAUGUGCAAAUAUACGAGGCAUUACCAGGAGAUUUCCUAUGUUUUCACAGUAUUUUCCAUAACAAGGCUGUCCAGUGUUACAGGCUGUUAACCCCCAGGUCAGUAGAACUUAUGUUGAUCAUCUAAUGAUGGCUUUCAUAAUCUCUGAAGUGAAAGCGUCAAACAGACAUUGGCUCUAUCAGAAGCUAAGAUUUGCCGUUCAUUAAUUGCAUUUGUCAGCCUUUGAACAUUUGGUCAUCAAACACAGUCCAGAGUUAAAAUAUGUUUUAUUUUCAUUCCCUGUAGAAAUUAAUUACAAUUUUCUGUUGGCUCCAUGAAAUGCCAGAAAUUCGAAGGAUAAUCAUCAGCAAACAUGAUAAUGUCUACAGUUAUUGACUUGAAAAGUUCAGUGCACAGAUGGAGGGAUGGAAGGGACAUGACACUGCUUGUGUUGAAAUCUCAGUGCAUCAUGUGAAGUGCAGCAGAUCAGAUGGAUGACAGAGUUGGGAGGUUGGACACAUCGAUGGUCCCGUGCCAGUAGUUACCCUCCCUGUGGAUGGGACAGAAGACAUGCUCUAUGUAGAUGCACAAAGUCCUGGUGAAACACUGUCCCAUGGCGAGGUCAUGGAAUGGGUGGGACAUGAGGACACUGAGGUAGAGCCGUGAUGUUAGCCCUCCCCAUUGAGACACUACGGCCAGUGGUCACCUAAAGUCAGUGAAGUACCUUAAGGCUCCCACAUAUUUCACCCGAAGUGCUGAAAUCAAUUCUCAAUGAUGUAGUAACUUGACAAAAAUUGCAUCAACUUGUUUGCUGGAGAGCAGGCAUCUCCCUUUCUUGACACCAGGCCCGCUGCUGCAAAAUGGCUCUGUGAAAUGUGUUGUGAUUGGUCAGAAGUUUGUUUUUGUAUUUUAUGUAGAAAUGCACUCAAACAGCAAUGUUGACAUUUCUCUUCAACUUGUCCGCUUCCUCUAUUUGGGUUUUUGCAGGCAAUGUGAUUACUUUUGAGGAACGUUUAUCAGACGUGAUGAGAUAUUACGUACAUUUGUACAACUCUUUACUAAAUAUCUACAAAGACAGUCAAAUGGCUAAAAACGUCUGGUAGAAACUGCGGUGUUGUCAUCGAUGAAGGAGGUUGUCUGCAAAAAGGUCUGGCACUUACUCCAGGGCCACUGAGUUAAAGCAAAAUGGAGGAUGCAGGGAGGCAGUGGUGAGCCUGGCAGGAAGAAAGUUAUGCCCAAGUGCUACUGGGUUGUGACGUAUACUGAAGGGAGAGAGGUCUCCCCAGGUAGUCUGUGACGUGAUUGAAAGAGAAUACAAAUGUCCCACAACCAUGUGAUCACUUGUCAACUGUUUGUCUUUGGAUGAAAUAUGGAACAGCUGUGGCAAACCGUGGCACCAGGAGAAACACCGGUGAAUCUCUCCAAGAGUAUGUCAGGAUCAGUCAACUGUCCUCUAAACUACCAUGGUCUCCCAUGUGGUGGUCAUCUGCGGUAAAGCAGACCUGAGAUUCACCAAGGAACAUGAAAAACACCAUUUAACAGCUAAAGCUGUGGAUGCCAUUAUCAAGCCAUGCACAGGGUGUUCAAUCAGCAACCCAGCUGAUACCUGUCAUGGUGCUAGAUGUCAUUUAGAUUCCUGGAAAGAGUCCAGUCCCUGUCUCCAGAUGUCACAGGGUUCUGUGAUGCUUGACACAAUGAUCCUCCCUUGGUGUGUCAUGUCUUUGGAGAGUUGGACCUUCCUGAUGUGUUCCAGAUGGACACUAAUUUUGGGCCACUGCGACUUUUGUACAUUCAACACUCUGGGCGGGUACCGGAGCCCAUAAACGUCUCCUCUGGGUCUGCUGACCUUCUCUCGCUGUUCCUGAUGACUGUUGGAUGCUGAGGUUACUGCCUGAUAACACUGUCCUACUGUUUGUGAUGUUGACUCCACUGCCUCCUGCGGUGAUAGAUGCAGUAACUCCUUGAAACCAAAGAGUAGAAACCUUAAGAAAAGCUCGACUAAAUGUACUUGUUUAAAGGAUCCUCAGCUCCUUGAAAGCAAAUGCAAAGAAGUGAAGACUGCAUGAAUACUUCACACUUUGUUGGAGCUCUGUUUGUGUUCGUUCCACUUCCCAACGUUCAUGAAACCACUCCGCUGGCAACUGAAGUGGUGACAGCACACAAUCAGAAGUCUGUUCACAUCACCACUUAGUUGUAAAUGAGAUGUCAGCAGCAGAUUCAAGCAAACUGUGGCACUUUUCAUCCUUUAACUGACUAAUUGAGCCUCUUAUCCAGCCUGUCAGACUGUCAGUGAUGACAUUCAGGUAGUUUUAGAUCUGAGAGUGGAUCAGUCAGGAGUGGAGGAAAACCGGAGCGUCUCAUUACUGUGAAUGGAAAAUACUGAUGUUUGUUUCAUCUGCUCUGAGGGGCUGCUGGAAGCCCACAUGACUACAGAAGACAUCUGGAGAGAGAUCUCUGUCAGGGUUAAAUGUUAUGAUGUAACUGUUCAAUGCAAUUUGUUAAAUAUGAGCAAAUGUCUAUUUAUUUUCAUAUUUUAAAGACUGAGUUUAUGAAAUCUGAGAUUUAUUGUCCAAGUUGUAAACAAUAAUAGAUGUCAGGGUUUGUUUUUCUAAUCUGUGUGUGUUGGUGUGUAUGCUAUUGCAAGAAGGAGAGUAAAAAGUUUGAUACUGUCUGUAGUGUUUAGCCAAAGAUAUUGUGUAAAUCUGAUAUCUGGACAAUCUAGAAGAACUGUCGCUGUAUGAUGUAAGAGUAUAUUUUAUAAUCAUAUUAGUUUUAUAUAUUUUCUGCUUUAUUUUGCCUUCUGCUGGUCUGUACAUAGAUAUUAGCAUAAACCACAUUAGCACUGCUCCUAAUUAGCAAACAUGUCAACAAUCCCCUGAAGUGUCACAAGUCCUUUAGGAUUUUCUCAGACCUUAAACCAUGUGAAGUUUAACCAUGUCGUGAAGCACAGAUAGUUGCAUCCAUCCAUGUCAGGGACCAACAAACAGUAGAGAGGAAAAGGAAACUGUCUACAGAGGGACGAACUACCGGCCUCAAAAUAAGGGGUCACAGUGGGGCCCAACUGGACCAGUGGGGACUUUCUCUGAGUGAAAGAAGAGGGACCCACAAAUAAGCUUCUAAGUACCCAAAACAACUGAUUCUUUCACUAACCAGAUCUAUCAUUCAGCCAAACAGACAAGACCGUUUCCAAGCUGCCUGUAGGGUCCAGAAAUCACCAAUCAAGCAGGCCCAAUCACACAGGCGAGCUUUCAGAAAUCAAGCUGGGAUUGGCUAACCAAAGGAUCAGUACAGAGCAUUACGCUUACAUUUGUCAGGCAUCUCUAGUUUUAAAGGAGAAACACACUGGUGGUGUGUGUCACCUUAUCAGUUUGGGUCUAGCUGAAGAUUCGUCUCUGAAGGAACAAUGAAGCUUCGCCUGACGUCCACUGACCAGUUUGACCAGUUUCACUGUAACCUGCCCUUUGUCUGUGAACUGGAAAGAAACGAUGUGUGACGCAGCAUCCUGCGGCGGUCCUGGUGAGAGUUUGCCUUAAAUUUGUCGGCCAUCUUUGUUUUGAUCUCACAGGUCGUUCCUAAAUCACAUCUACCAGAACCAGCUAACCCUUAAAGAAGUCAACUUUACAUGUUGGCUACAACCUUCAAACCCACACAUAGGAGCCUCUGCUGCCUUUGUUUAGGCAAAUCUGCCUUGGGUCCACGCAGCGAUAGUGCCCCAAAAAUAUAAUUAGACCUUUUUUAUGACUAAACGGUCAAAUUAUGACAUGGACAACAAAAGAAAGAAAAUGGCUGAAGGCCCCCUCUUAUUUACUCACGUUUCUCACACUGUCCCAAAGUUGGAAAAAUCAGCUGAAAUCUCAUCCAAGCUUAGAAUUCGUUUCAAUUCCAAAAUCCAAUAUGGCUGCCUGCCAUGUAAAAAGCUUUGAUGGCUGCAAAAUUAGCUAUUUAUUUGGACUUCUAUCAGUAGUAGUGAUAACAUUUCAACAUUUUAACCUGAUGCACCUGCGGUCCCACUUCUACUGGUAGACAGUGUGUGUAUGAAAACAAUGGACAGACAUACAUUUCAAUCUUACAUUGUUAACAGCAUAAUAUUUAGCAUGCUAGUUAGCAUGGUCACCAAGCACAGUAAUGAGAAAGUCUUGCAAGUUUUUUUAAUUUGCAACUAAAACAUGUUUAGGUUGGGCUUGAUGUAAUUCGCAGAGCCUGAGAUUCAGCAACCCCAAAACUCCUGCUACACCAAAGAGAUUCUGAAAAAGGGAAAUGUUUUAAUUCUGUUAUGUAAAUGUGAUUGUCUGUUUAAUUUCAGAUCGUGCCAACUUCACCAAUGUGUUUUAAGUAGCUAUACUUUAUAUGUUGCGCUUAGCUUAGCUUAACUCAGCUUAGUUUAGUUUUGUUUUGCUUAGCUUAGCUUAGCAUGAAGGCUUGCUGGAUUACAACCGGCCCAAAUCUGAAACACCUUUGUCUUUUAUCUUCAAGUUUUCUUUAUAAGUAAAUUUAUAAAUUCAAACAUUUUUAGACCAUAAAGAAGGUGAAUUGUUAUUUUUCUGGUUCUGGCUGUUGGUUUAGUUCUGGUUCCGGUCCACUAUUAUAAACUUCACCUACCUGCACCGAAGCUUCCCGCGCUCAGUCCGCCUGCACGUCAUCAGGAAGGACGUUUGUUAUUGAUGAAACAUGGCGGCUGCUAUGACUCAUCCGGCUUUCUGUUCUUGGGUCUGUGAUUUCCGUGUACCUCACUGUGAAGCUGAACCGUGACGUUCGUGACCUGAGUGGUGGAAAGCUGGUUGGAGAAGUUUGAAGGAAAUGACGUCACAGGAGACUGUGAAGUCAAACUGCUUACUGUGAGUCUGGAUUCUGUCGAAAUUCAGCAUCUCAAUAAAGUUUUAUAAUGAA
Molecule: messenger RNA, 8171 nt
Organism: Xiphophorus hellerii (green swordtail)
Lineage: Eukaryota; Metazoa; Chordata; Actinopteri; Cyprinodontiformes; Poeciliidae
Exons: 7
Coding region: 273-2258 (661 amino acids)
Source: RefSeq, a predicted model, not a curated record